CAUUCAUGGCAUGACGAAGAUCGCCUACAAACCCAUCGCAAUCUCGGAGGCGUCGGCAGUCCAUGCAAUCGAGUCAGCGUCGUAUCCCGAGGACGAAGCAGCGUCACUAGCGCAGAUUAAGCUGCGUCUAGAUCUCGCUGGUGCUUUCUUUCUGGGAGCUUACGACUCAUUGAAUGACCAAUUGGUCGGGUUUGUCAAUGGCACGCUUGCCCCACGGCGCGACUUGGAAGACGAGACGAUGUCCCUUCAUGACCCGAAUGGACACUUCCUUUGCAUCCAUUCAGUGGUUAUCGACACCGCGUAUCGCCGCCGAGGCCUCGCGUCGGCCAUGCUCAAGCAUUACGUCGAUGGCAUCCUCGCCAACCAGCCGCAAGUAGAAGCCAUUUUGCUGUUGUGCAAGCCACAUCUGGUUGAAUUCUACGUGCAAGCCGGAUUCCGCGUGACGCGACUGUCGCCCGUGGUCCACGGCAAAGAGCCGUGGCUCGAGUGCGUGUUGGAUUGUGUGGCGAUGUCCGGUUAGCACGACUUUGUGUGAUCUUGCGAGGGCACGCUGUCAUUGCGUUGCGAGACUUGUUACAAAUGUAAUCGAUGGAAUUGCAUGUCUGUGGGGGGC
Aphanomyces astaci is the source of this 613-nucleotide messenger RNA. RefSeq lists its product as hypothetical. The record is from RefSeq and is a predicted model, not a curated record. Gene Ontology annotation, molecular function: acyltransferase activity, transferring groups other than amino-acyl groups. The coding region runs from base 11 to 520 and encodes 169 amino acids. NCBI's taxonomy places the organism in Eukaryota, Oomycota, Saprolegniomycetes, Saprolegniales, Verrucalvaceae. The transcript has 2 exons.